Molecule: messenger RNA, 1881 nt
Organism: Grosmannia clavigera kw1407
Lineage: Eukaryota; Fungi; Ascomycota; Sordariomycetes; Ophiostomatales; Ophiostomataceae
Product: ankyrin repeat protein
Exons: 2
Coding region: 1-1881 (626 amino acids)
Molecular function (GO): protein binding
Source: RefSeq, a predicted model, not a curated record
AUGAAGCUGGCGCUCUUACGUCUGUCACAAUGGCGCUUGCUCGGCUUCCAGUGGAACUUUUGGAAUACAUCAUCCACCAUGUCGUUUCAGCCUCGUGGGACGCAUACCAUUCUUCUCGCCUCCGUGGACUCCUUCGGCUACGACUGGUCUGCCGAAUAUUGCGACGACGUGCGUAACAUCAAGGCCGCGUGUUAUGCAAUGGUCUCGCACUUUGGGCUCGAGUGGACGCGUAAGAAAUUGAUGCAAGAAAGACUCUUGAUGCUGGACGACCCACGUAUCGACGACCAAGAACCAGUCAUGAAGUCGCCUCUGGAACUGCUUGUGCUAAGCAGCUGCCUCUCGGUUGCCGCAUCUGCCGGCGAUCUGUCCGUCGUCCAAACACUGCUUCAGGCGAGCGAAGACCCUAAUGAAAAUAACAGCCUGUUUGGCUACCCGCUGUAUGCUGCUGCAUCUGCUGGACAGCCUUCCUGUGUGCAGAUGCUGCUCGAAGCCGGUGCGGAUGCCGCGAUAAGCAAGGGGCGCCUGGGCACCCCAAUGGAGGCGGCAGCAUGUUUAGGUCGCUUGGAAGUAGUGAGGACCUUGGCCCAUAACGGCGUCGAUCUUGGAUUCUCCCUGGCAGAUGCCAUAGAAAAUGACCAGAUUAGCGUCGCCGAGUUUUUGCUCUCUCUGGACAGGGUCGAUGUCAAUGCCGGCCGCGACGAAGGCAAGCUGCCCAUUUUCGUAGCCAUGACAAAAAACCACAGGCAAACGGCUGUACUACUCGCCCAAAGACCGGAACUACACCCGAACGUGAUGGAUACAAGAGGCCGAACACCGCUGCAUAAGGCUGUAUUGGAAUCCGAAUAUAGAGUUGCUCGCGUGCUGCUGUCUCGGCAAGAAGUCGAUCCGAACAUGAUAAAUUGGAAUCUGGGGACGCCGCUGCAUAUAGCCUGCACGGGAAGUUACACCAUCCUGGUAAAGGAGUUUCUUUCGCACGAUAACGUGGAUGUCAACAUGGAAGACCGGAAUGGAUAUACACCACUCUACACUGCGCUGCUUAAUGGCCGCCGCUCAAUCGUCAGCUUACUCUUGCAGCAUCCAAAGGUCGACGCCAGCAUCGGACCGAGGUCACAAUCUCCAUUGGUUCUUGCCGCGAGGGGAAACAACGUGGAGGCCAUAGGACCGCUGCUAGAGCGUCCCGAAGUGCGAGCCUCUGCAUUUUUUUACGAAUCCGUGCGCCAGUCGAUUUUCGUGGCAGUAAUUCAAGGCUAUGCACAAAUGACCAGACUUCUAUUAGGCCGGCACCCAGUCAACAUAAACGACUUUAGCUACGAAGGCUGGCAUCCUCUUCAUUAUGCCAUCAGAGCUUUCGCCCAUGGAAUGAAGCUGCUUUUAUCCAUUGAUGGGAUAGAUGUCAACUUCCUUUGCCACAAUUUGACUCCCCUUAUAUGUGCAGUUCUCACCCAGAACAUGGAAGCAGUCAAGCUUUUGCUCUCCCGAAGCGAUAUUGACAUCAACAUCAGCGGCCCAAGGGGCACAGCAUUGUCGUGUUCGCUUUUCAAGACAGACAGAGUGCCUGCGGUAGCAGAUCUUCUCCUAAGACGUGCUGAUCUAGACCCCAACGUUGCAGGUCGAAAGCAGCGUACGGCAACGAUCAGGAUAACAAAGGAGGCUAAAACUGCACCAGUUAUUGGCGCUUACUACAGUUACUUUCUACAGAGGGAGGGUGCCGUGCAGGAGAUUGGAAAACCUCCAUUGGUCAAGGCCGCCAGCCGGGGCAAAGUCGCCGUGAUGGAACGGCUACUUAGCUUAGGUACCAUCAACCCAAAUGCAGUCGACGGCGAUAGUCGCACAGCAUUGUGGUGGGCUACAAAUGCAUCCUCCCGUGCCGGAGAAAAAUGA